Schizophyllum commune H4-8 is the source of this 1069-nucleotide messenger RNA. Its product is annotated as glycolipid transfer protein. Bases 243 to 857 code for a protein of 204 amino acids. NCBI's taxonomy places the organism in Eukaryota, Fungi, Basidiomycota, Agaricomycetes, Agaricales, Schizophyllaceae. The record is from RefSeq and is a predicted model, not a curated record. Gene Ontology annotation, molecular function: ceramide 1-phosphate binding; ceramide 1-phosphate transfer activity. The transcript is spliced from 6 exons. Gene Ontology annotation, biological process: ceramide transport; intermembrane lipid transfer. Gene Ontology annotation, cellular component: membrane; cytosol; cytoplasm.
GUCGUCGUAGAGGAGCUUGCGAACGUAUAGGGAGGAAGCGCAAGAACUAGAGUGGUUCAUUAGGUCCAUGAUGGGCGAAGGCAACGUUGCGGACAGGGGGCCGCAGUAACGCCACAUAAUACGAGCAUGCGCCCGUCCCUGCGCGUCGCGUACGUUCCCUCACCAUCGAUUGAACAUCCGUCUUGUUUUCCUGGUCAUCGCUUGCUCAUUCUUGUAUACUUUUGUAACGAAUUCCUGACGAGAUGGCACCAUACCUUGAGCGCGUGAAGUCCUUUGCCGAUGUGCCCGUGACCGACGCUGGCGUCGACACUCUGCAGUUCCUGGAGGCUUGCGAGGGAUUGGUUGGUCUGUUCGAUCUCCUCGGAUCCACCGCGUUCGCUGUCGUCCAGUCCGACUUGCGGGGCAACAUUACCAAAGUGCGCACUCGCUACGACGCGCACCCCGCCCAGUCUGGCACCCUCGAGCAGCUCGUCGAGAACGAGAAGGGCGAGAAGAAGCGCGUCGCGACCGAGGGCCUGAUGUGGCUCCUCCGCGGCCUCUCCUUCACCUGCAAGUCCCUUCAGAACGCGCAGGGCGACAAGACGCAGGAGCUCGCGCCCGCCUUCACCAAGGGCUACGAGAACUCGCUCAAGCAGUACCACAACUUCGUCGUCAAGGGUGUCUUCUCGGUGGCGAUGAAGGCUUGCCCGUACCGCAAGGACUUCUACGCGAAGCUUGCUGCGGACCCCGAGGGUGGCGAGCCGGCAUCUCAGGAGAAGGUCGACGCCGAACUCGACAAGUGGCUCGCCGCGCUCGACGCGAUCGUGAAGCGGAUGGAGGAGUUCUAUGCCAAGGGCGGUCACUCAAAGGGCUUGUAAACGGACUAUAUCAUGACUGUAUGGAUCUAACCGCGGAAUUCACUGUGUAAAGCGCACCAGUUAAUCUCGGCUGGGGAACACAAGCCUGAGGGCCACGAGACGAAACUGAAGUCAAAUGCAAGGUUGUAUCGUACAGAUUUCUUACAGCAGGGACUAUUGUCCCACUCAGUGGUCGCUACGAAUUAGGAGACCCGCACAACGACCUUGCCCAU